CAUCGCCCGCGCAAACUCCCAAUGAUUUCACUUGCGCUACUGGUCACAUCGUAACGCAUUCACCAGCAUGAGUUCCAUGAUCACAGCCCUAGCGUGGGUUCCCAGAGGCCAUGCAGCAGCGUUUCCUACGAAAUAUGCUUUCGACGAAGAAGAAUAUGCUCGCAUUUCGAAGCUCGCCAAACUUGAGCUUGACGAUGCCAAGGAAGAUCUAGAAAAAGCUCGGAAAGCACUAAGUAAAUCCAAUGGAGGAGUGAACAGUUCGGGCGAUCUUCAGGAAGAUAGCAGCGAAGAUGAGGGAGACGACCUAGAAGAAACGAAGGACGAUGAUGACGAUGACGACAGGAUUGCCGACGACGACGACGAUCUUAAAGAAUAUGACAUGGAGAACUAUGACAACGAACCAGAGAUUGCCGAAGAAGACGAAGACGAACCCGUCAACAGCGUAUUUGGCAACAUCAAGUCGCUCGCAUAUCACACAGACAACAACGACGAUCCAUAUUUGACCCUGCCUCAGAACGGCGACAACGAUGAGGACGAUGAAAGAGACGAAUUGCAAGUUCUUCCCACUGACAACAUGGUUCUUGCGGCUCGCAUUGAAGAUGAAGUUGCCCAUCUCGAAGUUUACGUUUACGAGGAUGAUGCGGACAAUCUAUAUGUCCACCACGAUUGUUUAUUGCCGUCUAUCCCAUUGUGUGUGGAAUGGUUGGGAACCAAGAUUGGCCAGGAUGCGAGCACUGUUGAAGGAGGUAAUUUUGCAGCGGUUGGAACAAUGGAACCCGAUAUCGAGCUCUGGGACUUGGAUGUGGUGGACUCGAUGUAUCCGAGUGCGGUACUAGGACAGAACAACACUGCGCCCGACAUCGCUCAAUCACUAUCCAAAAAGAAGAAAAAGAAGGACAAGAAAUCUAAUGCAUCGUACCACGUCGAUGCUGUUUUAGCUCUCGCGGCGAACCGCCAGCAUCGUAAUCUCCUCGCGAGCGCAUCAGCCGACAAGACCACGAAGUUAUGGGACCUCAACACUUGCACAGCAGCGCAUUCCUACGACCACCAUACGGACAAAGUGUGCGCGUUAGCUUGGCAUCCCUCUCAUUCAUCUGUACUACUUUCGGGCAGUUACGAUCGUACUAUCGUGGCAUCGGAUAUGCGUGCUCCUAACGCGCCAGUCCUUCGAUGGGGUGUAGAGAGUGACGUGGAACAAUUGCGAUGGGACCCUCAUGAUGAGAAUCGCUUCUAUGUCAGUACCGAAUCUGGCAUGCUACACUGUUUCGAUACGCGGACAAUUCCGUCGAGCCCUGAGGCUAGCAAGGCCCUCUGGCAUCUGCAAGCCCACACCAAGUCUUUAUCUUCGUUCUCCAUCAACGCGACGGUACCUGGAUUCAUCGCGACUGGCUCAACGGACCGCACUGUCAAAUUGUGGAGCAUUGCGCCGGAUGGUGCCAACAACGGCGGGCCAAGUAUGGUCGUCUCGCGCGAUCUCGGCGUUGGCAAAGUCUUCUCCGCAAACUUCGCUCCCGAUGACGAGGUUGCUUUCCGGCUGGCUGUAGGUGGAAGUAAAGGUACUGUACAGAUCUGGGACACGAGCACCAACAAGGCCGUCCGAGAGGCCUUCGCAACACGCGUGAAAUUACCGACCCCGGCGAGCGGCGAGAUCAAGGAACGUUUAGUGGGAAUCCAGGAGGACAACGAGAUUGAGGAUGAGGAAGCUGAGGCAGAGGAGCAUGGUGGCGAGGGUGGUUGGGAAAGCAUGGACGAAGACUAAAUUACAUGCCAGAUCUAGUGAUGACUACAGCAGUCUUCCAAGCGAGAGUCAAUCAAUGAGAUUUAAUGCGAAAUAUCUACAUAGACGAUGAUUGCACGAUGAGAAGAAGGACGAUUUGAAGUAUAAUUGGUACAGUGCUGUCAUUAUGGAACAAUCAGGAUCGGUCAUGAUUCCCGCUGAGAUCUCAAAUUAAUCCUUGACUCCCACAAGGUCUAUUCCUC
Molecule: messenger RNA, 1980 nt
Organism: Dissoconium aciculare CBS 342.82
Lineage: Eukaryota; Fungi; Ascomycota; Dothideomycetes; Mycosphaerellales; Dissoconiaceae
Product: WD40 repeat-like protein
Exons: 1
Coding region: 68-1759 (563 amino acids)
Biological process (GO): rRNA processing
Cellular component (GO): nucleus
Molecular function (GO): protein binding
Source: RefSeq, a predicted model, not a curated record